AUGUCUCAAAUAAAUAAUAAAGAAGAAGUAGUCGGUCAUGAAGAGAUACAAGAAAUCUUAAAAUUAGGAACAGAUUUAAGAGAAUAUUCACAGGAGAUAGAAAAAGAACUUGUUAAGGUUUCGAAUGAAAGUAUUUCGUCAUACAUUAAAGAGUCAUCAAACAUUGCACAACUUCACAAUCAAAUAGGAUCUUGUGAUAAAAUAUUAGAAAAUAUGGAGAAUAUGUUAACAAAUUUCCAACAAGUCCUUAACAAUAUUUCAUCAGAAAUUACGAUUCUCCAGAAAAAGUCAGUGAACAUGAGUGUACAGCUCACGAAUCGGCAGUCAGUUAGAGCACAACUUUAUCAAUUUGUAGAUGAUAUGGCUAUUCCAGAAGAAAUGAUAAGAUGCAUAAUGGAUUGUCCAGUUACAGAUAAAGAUUUUCUGACUCAUUUGAACGAACUAAACCACAAACUGAGUUUAGUGAAAGAAUUGAAUUUUAAGGAGUCGAAAUCAGCUGAUGAUGUUGGUGAUAUUUUGGAGAAGUUGAAAAUCAAAUCAAUGUCAAAGUUAAGAAAUUAUUUACUGGAUCAGAUUUAUAAAUUUCGACGGCCAAUGACGAACUAUCAAGUUCCACAAAAUGCAAUGCUGAAACACAAAUUUUUCUUCGAAUUUAUAUUGUCAAAUGAAAGACAAGUAGCACAAGAGAUCUGUACUGAAUAUGUUGAUACUAUGGGGAAGAUAUACUACAGCUACUUCAAGAGUUACUCAUCUCGACUUGCUGACUUACGUUAUGAAGAAGCAGUGACAAAAGAUGAUUUAAUGGGAAUUGAAGACACUGCAAGUAAAGGUCUUUUCACAAAAUCAACAUCAUUAAAGAAUAAAAGCACGAUUUUCACAAUUGGUAAUCGUGGCGAUAUUUUAACAUCUCAACUUGAAGCUCCAAUAAUCGUUCCACACACACAGCAGAAGAUCAGAUUUCCCUUUGAAGCUCUCUUCAGAUCAGAACAAUAUGCACUAGUUGACAAUGCUUGUCGGGAAUAUCUUUUCAUCACAGAAUUUUAUUUAGUUCGUGGAAAUCAAUCACAAGAUCUUUUCAAUCAAAUUAUGGGCAAAACAAUGUCUUUGAUGUUGAAAAAUAUUGACACUUAUGUUCAAGAUUGUUACGAUACAAUCGCUUUGUUUCUCUGCAUUCAACUUAUUCUUCGAUAUCAAAUUAUGUGUCAUAAACGAUGUGUUAAUGCUUUAGAUAAAUAUUGGGACACACUUCAAUCAGCAAUUUGGCCACGAUUUGAGUUUCUCUUCAGAUUAAAUAUUCAAAGUAUUCGUGAUUGUGAUCCAACAAAGUUUAGUAAGGAAACUGGUCCACAUUAUAUAACUCGACGUUACGCUGAAUUCUCAGCAGCUGUUGUUGGAAUCACUGAAAACUUUCCAAAUGAAACUGUCAGUCGUCUACUACUUGAACUUCAGAAUGAAGUUGAAUGUUUUAUGCUUCGAAUGGCUGCAAUUUUUCCACAGCGAAAAGAACAGUUGAUUUAUUUGAUUAACAAUUAUGAUUUAAUUCUUGGAAUUUUGAUGGAAAGAACGAGAGACAAUACAAAGGAAGCUGAAUCAUUUCGUGAACAGUUAUCAGCAAGAAGUAACGAAUAUGUUGAAGAAAUUCUCAGUCCACACAUGGGUGGAAUCAUUCAUUUUGUAAAGGAAUGUGAAAAGGAAAGUAGUGAAGAUUUGAAACGACAAGAACGUCGAUCUUUGGCGCUUGUGACAAGUUUUUCAUCGAAUUGGAAGAAGGCAAUUGAAGACUUAAACCGUGAAGUUCUUUUGUCAUUCCCAUCACUUGUAACUGGGCAAUCGCUUCUUCAACUCGCUUUAGCUCAACUUGUGCAAUAUUAUAACAGAUUUCAUAAACUUUUGACACCAACAGCUCGAGCUCAGCUCGUAAACAUUCAUGUAAUUAUGGUGGAGAUCAAAAAGUAUAAAAGUAGUUAUUGA
Messenger RNA from Clunio marinus, 1971 nucleotides. The record is from the annotation of a GenBank genome assembly. NCBI's taxonomy places the organism in Eukaryota, Metazoa, Arthropoda, Insecta, Diptera, Chironomidae.